Molecule: messenger RNA, 3834 nt
Organism: Cladocopium goreaui
Lineage: Eukaryota; Dinophyceae; Suessiales; Symbiodiniaceae
Source: the annotation of a GenBank genome assembly
AUGGCUACUGUCUUCUCCUCCCUGAUUGGCCAUGUUGAUGAGAGCAUUGAGCAGCGUGCUUCGCUGCUUGCAGCUUUGAAAGCCAAGCUGGAUACGCCUGAUAGCCAACGGUCACCUAGCAAGCUUGUGAAUGAUGGAAAGCCAGUGCUGCUCAUGCUUGCGGAGGCUUCGGGAGAAGCUGAGACGCAAGAAGUGUCUGUGCCCGUCCCGCCAGUCAUUGAUAUUGAUGACGAGGACAUGAUUUGGAGUCGCACUGCUUUCCGGAUUUUUGAGGAUGCCAGAAACGGUGCAGGCAACGCCACCGCGAUGCAACUCAAUAGGAUGAAUUACCAACCAGGGGAUGUACUGUUCAUCAAUUACGGGGAACAGCCACCUGUCUAUAACACUCGAGUGAUCCUUUCAGUGGUCGACCAUAGCUCGCAAGAGUACAUCGUAUUGACGCCAGACCAUGACGUCUACUGCGAGAUGCUCAACUUGAGAAAUGAUGACAUCCAAAGCCUCCAUCCUGCUGGGCCAAACGGAUCCAUUCCUGCUGAUGUCCCCGGUCCUCAAGUGUAUGGAUUCCAACCCAUCACACCAGCUCAGUUGGCUGAGUUUAUGCAAGCUGGGCGUGAUGAAGCGGUAGCUGAGAGAAAUCGAAGAGGAAUCCAGCCUGGACCAGUUGCAGGCGGUGAACGUUUUUGGGUGCUUGCUGAACACGUCGAGGGAAGGUGCAUUGGAGAUAAAGUUAGUCCUCCUCCUGGCGCACCAGUUUUAGGAAGCUAUGGCCUCAUGGAAGUUACUGACUCCAAGCAGAAGACGCGUCCUUGCCUCAUCCGACAAUUGACUGCUGAGGAUUUAGGGUCAUGCUGUGAUGAGCGCCUCAUCCUUGCUCGGAGCAGCACUGCCAAAGAGGGGGAAGAGCUUUCGUCUUCAGACGACAUUCGGACCAUGGCCGUGCAUUGCACCGUACAUGGAGAACGCCGCAGGGGCUUCAAAGACGCCGUCGGCGAGAUGGUGUCCACGGAGAUGGAUGAUUUUCCGUUUGAGCCACGUACAUGUCUUGAGUACUUGAAAGCAAUCUCCACAGUUGCGGAGAGCUCGUACGGUCAGCACCUGGCCUGGGUCCAACAGGUGUCCAACCUGGCCAGCUUUGAACUUCUUGUCCGCAGGAAGCAGCUUCUGGCGGAAGCUCAUUCCCACAACCCAGCGGCUCCAUCAUAUGAAGGUGCUGACUACUGGAUGGGCAACAAGUACAAACAUGGUGGCGCCAUCGUCGUUCCAAGCCUCACGGAGCAUGUCAGUAAGAAGCUGCAGGCCGAUUCACAGAUCUUGAAAGAACGCGGAAAGUUGGAAGAGGCAAAAGGUCGUGGCCGAGGCCGUGGCAAUCCUCAAGGUGGCCCCCGUGACAAGAAGGCUACGGGGGCGGAGCAAGGUAAGGUGGUGCAUUGUGUCUCUAGGUCUGUCGCUCGUCGAAUUCAGCGUCGUGAUCGCCUCUGGAAACGGGUCAACAGGGCCAUCCUUUCCUUGAAUUCACUUUACUAUGGUCACGAUGGUCGGUAUGUUCGUGUUGCAGUUGAAGAUUUGAGUCAGCUGCCCCUUGUCCAGAAGGAGGCCAUACUCAGGAUCAGACAGCAGUUGAAGUGUCUGGGACCACCUCCUGACCAUGCAAGCUACCAGGGAGCCUUGUCUGCGCUCCGGGUUUCCAGCUCAGCUUACGUUGAGGCUGAAGCUGGCGUUGGGGAAGUGGUUAGCAUGAACUUUGCUGCACUGUCACUGCCUUCAGGGAAUGUGGCCGGUGUGGAUCUGGCAUGUUCACUUUCCGGCAGCAUUCCUGAUGUGGUGUUGAAUUAUGAGGAGCACAUGCUACAAGAUGCAGGCACAUGGAUGGACUUGGAAGAAAUAGCUGGUUUGGAAGACUUUUUCUGCCUGAAAGAUGACCUCACCUUUGCGGAAUGGGAUUUGGUUACAGGUGGGAACGGUGAUGGUGCCGACAACAUCUGUGCUGGGUUGCGCAGCGCUGGCUUCGAACUUCACGAGGAGUCAAGUGAGUGCAAGACCUUUGUGGGCAUAUGCUCUGAUGCUUCUCCUGAAGGUUUUGGCAUCUGCGAGCUGGAAUCAGACUUUGUCUCUGCUCGCGCUUUGGGCAAGUGGCAAGAGCGCUGGCGCUUCCGGAGAUUGGCGCCGGAGGAGUGGAAGCCUCGCCAACGUAGUUCAGGCUGGGAUCCUUUGGGGGAUGUCCGGACAGCAAAGGGCAGCUUGGCGGAGUUUGAUGAUUUGGACAACUACAUUGAGAAUGAAGUCUUCCCUGAGGUUCCCCUUGAAUUGAUGAUUCCUGAAAAGUGGAAGACAGUGUCAAUGGGCAAAUGGAAGCACGGCCAUGAGCAUAUCACUCUGAAAGAAGGUAGGUCUUUGGUGCUAGCUGUUCGUAGAAUGACAAGGGCGUCUCAGCAGCGAGGGCUCAAACAUGUCGUGCUGCGAGAUAACUUGUCACUUUGUUUUGCAGUUGGGAAGGGUGGGUGCCACAAUUUCCAGCUGCUUCGCGUUAUUCAGAAGUUGAGUGCUCUGUGCCUUUCCUCUGGCAUUCUCCUCCGUCCCCGCUGGGUUCGACCCGAGAUUAAUGUUGCGGACGGACCAUCGCGAGGGCAACUCAGUCCGGGUCCUUAUCAAAAAGAUUGGGGCCUUGGUGCGGGACACGUCAAGGACAGCGAGAACUCCCAAGGCAGUUCAAGUUGUCAAGAAGAGGAUGGGCGUGUUGCGAUCUCUAACGUCAAAGGCUUCAUGGCCUCAGUUUCAGGAGAAGAAGAAGGGAGGGUCGUCAAUCGUAUCCCCAAAGAGCUGGAGGAAGGUGUGGGAACCAGGGCAAGGCAGAAUCGCCUGACAGUCCUGGAGACCCGGAGCGUGAGUGCAGAGAUUCAGCACCAGUACCAGGGCUACUUCAGCAAGUUCGAGGACUUUUGCAAGCUGAACGGCGUUGGGUUCCCAAUCAGUCCAUUGGAUGCCGAUCCACUUUUGGCCGAUUUUCUCGACCUGCUGUACCUAGAUGGCAAGUCAGCAAGGGAAGGCGAGAAGACCGUAGCGGCCUUGGAGUUUCAUCAGAUCGCCUUGAAAGGGCAUCUCCCUCGUUCAAAGAGGGCACUCAGAGGCUGGCGAAAAGCCGUCCUGCCUUCCAGCAGAUUGCCAAUGCCCAGACCUGUUAUGUUCGGUCUAGCCAUGAACUUGCUCGCAGAGAACAAAACGGACAUGGCUCUAUUGGUGCUGGUGGCUUUUCACCUUUACUUGCGCCCGGGAGAAGGACUGGACCUGAGAAAGAAGAAUGUAGUUCCUCCCGUCCGUCAGGCAGGCAAACAGUUCCAGCACAUCACGGUGAUCAUUCGAGACCAGGAGGAUGGCCGCCCAGACAAAAUUGCUGUGUUCGACAACAGCCUGCCACUGGACGACAAGAGGGUAGACUACAUGGGAUCAGCCUUGCUAGACAAAGCCAAGUCAGUUCCACGUCCCACAGAUCGGAUCUUCAAUUUCUCCAUGGAAGACUUCCGGAAAGCCUUUGUAAAAGCAGGGGAGGACUUAGGGCUUGCCUCCCUCCAUCCAUACCAACUCCGGCAUGGCGGUGCCACGGAGGACCUUGCCUCCAAGCGCCGAGACUUUCAAGGUGUGAAGGCAAGAGGAAGGUGGAAAACGGAUCAGAGUGUGAGAAGGUAUGCGAAGAUCGGUCGCAUCCAGCAGUUGCUGGCUCAGAUGACUUCCAGCGACAAAAGCUUCUGCAAAUGGAGCGAAAUGAACAUGAGAAGGAUGAUGUCGGGCCAGUGGCCCCCAAGAAGUCCAAGUGAGCCAUGCUGCGAGGGAUCUUUCUGA